Staurois parvus is the source of this 341-nucleotide messenger RNA. The record is from the annotation of a GenBank genome assembly. NCBI's taxonomy places the organism in Eukaryota, Metazoa, Chordata, Amphibia, Anura, Ranidae.
CGAAUAUAGUGAAUGCAGGGUCUGGGGAGACCAGAUAUAGUGAAUGCAGGGUCCGGGGACACCGGAUAUAGUGAAUGCAGGGGUCUGGGGAGACCAGGUAUAGUGAAUGCAGGGUCCGGGGAGACUAGAUAUAGUGAAUGCAGGGUCCGGGGAGACCAGAUAUAGUGAAUGCAGGGUCUGGGGAGAUCAGAUAUAGUGAAUGCAGGGACCGGGGAGACCAGAUAUAGUGAAUGCAGGGCCCGGGGAGACCAGAUAUAGUGAAUGCAGGGUCCAGGGAGAGCGGAUAUAGUGAAUGUGGGGUCCGGGGAGACCAGAUAUGCUGAAUGCAGGGUCCGGGGAGA